UAGCCUGGUAAUGCCUGGCAGGCACCCCAGCUGCACUCCACACGGUCACACCAGACAGCAGCAGAAGGAAGAGAGAGGAACUGGGCACCCCAGAGGUCCUUCAGGAGUGCAGUGGGAAGUGGUGUCUGGCUAUGGAUCUGACCUUGGGAAUGGAGGCUCAGGCUCUUCUAGAAGACAUGUUGGAGAUCACGUCUCAGAACCUGGUGCACAUGGAAGUGACUGAACACUACCAGGUCAUCAAGGAGCUGGGCAAGGGGAAAUAUGGCCAGGUGGUACUUGUGACACACAGGAAAAGGGGAACCCCCAUGGCUCUCAAGCUUCUGCCUAAAGCCAGUACCAAGCUGCAGAACUUCUUGUAUGAAUACUGCGUGGCCCUCUCACUCUCUGCCCACCCUGCCAUCAUUGGCAUGUUCGGUAUUGCUAUUGAGUCCAGCCAGCACUAUGGCUUUUUGUACGAGGCAGCCCUGCACAGAGAUCUCAUCUCCAUUAUCAAGCCAAAGGCUGGCAUACCAGAACAAGCAGCCAAACUCUGUGCCAAACAGCUGGUGAGCGCACUGGAUUUCAUCCACAGCCGGGGCCUUGUGUACCGAGAUGUCAAACCUGAGAACAUCCUGCUUUUUGACCGCCAUUGUCGCUGCAUCAAACUGACCGAUUUUGGCCUGACACGACCCCAGGGCACCCUCCUGCGUCUCGUGGCUGGGGUCAUCCCCUACACCGCACCUGAGCUGAGCCGUGGUACUGGAGAAACCCCAGGCCUGCCCAUUGAUGCCAGCUUAGAUGCUUGGGCAUUGGGGGUGCUAAUUUUCUGCCUGCUCACUGGUUACUUCCCUUGGGAGAAGACACUCCCUGAAGAUUCCUUCUUUGAGGACUUUGUGAUCUGGCAAGAAUCUGGUCUCGAUGAAGACUUGCCGUUCCACUGGCGCCCACUCUCAAACGAUGCCAUCUCUAUGCUGCGGAAUCUCCUAGCCUUGGAACCGAAAAAGCGUGGUCCUCUCUGCAGUGUGCUCAGCUAUCUCGACCGGCCGUGGCGAGCAGAGGCAGCGGCCAAAGGCCACUAACAACAGCACCAUUGUAUCAAAACGAAUUUGAUAGGUGCAAAAAAAAGCAUUUUUUUCUAUCUUGUAUUUGCCUGUGCAAAAUCCAAGUAGAUGUUUCCUUUUUUUAUACAUGCAGACAGGAAGCACAAACUGAUGACUUAAAAUGUCAGUGUGCCUGUGUUUCUCUUCCUGACUUUAUAAUUUAAUAAGGAACAGAAAUGAUCAGGGACAUAAUUUUUUUUUGUAAAUUAAAAGAAACUUUAAAAAUCGGAGAAACUCUUCAGUUUUCAAUCUGAAAAUUUGGAUUCGGAUGUUGAAAAUAUACCUAUUUUUUUGAAAUUUUACAGAAUGUUGGUUAAGUUCCAUGAGACAGGACCACGGACUGCAAGGCCUGCCCCAGUUGGCUGUGGUGGGUUUUCUGGGCUUUGUGGCCAUGGGCUUGUAGCCUUUGCUCCUACCGUUGUGCCUGUAUCUGUGAGACAGAUUUCUCUCUAUGGCACACUGUGGAAUGAUGGAGUGGUGGGAUGUAUGUUUUUGUUCUGAAGGGGCCAAACACAGAUGCAAGAGAAAGAUUAGGAGCAGCAGUG
Sphaerodactylus townsendi is the source of this 1624-nucleotide messenger RNA. RefSeq names its product serine/threonine-protein kinase SBK2-like. Gene Ontology annotation, biological process: peptidyl-threonine phosphorylation; peptidyl-serine phosphorylation. The coding region runs from base 132 to 1058 and encodes 308 amino acids. Gene Ontology annotation, molecular function: ATP binding; protein serine/threonine kinase activity. NCBI's taxonomy places the organism in Eukaryota, Metazoa, Chordata, Lepidosauria, Squamata, Sphaerodactylidae. The transcript has 4 exons. The record is from RefSeq and is a predicted model, not a curated record.